This is a messenger RNA of Leptonychotes weddellii (Weddell seal), 1086 nucleotides long. NCBI's taxonomy places the organism in Eukaryota, Metazoa, Chordata, Mammalia, Carnivora, Phocidae. The record is from RefSeq and is a predicted model, not a curated record.
GGAGCAGGGACCUGGCAGCAGGCUGGGAGGCUGCGAGCGAGUCGCGAACCGGGCGGGCGGCGGGCGGCGGGCGCGCGCACCAUGGGGGAGAAACCGGGCACCAGGGUCUUCAAGAAGUCGAGCCCUAACUGCAAGCUCACCGUGUACUUGGGCAAGCGGGACUUUGUAGACCACCUGGACAAAGUGGACCCCGUAGAUGGUGUGGUGCUCGUGGACCCUGACUACUUGAAGGACCGCAAAGUGUUUGUGACCCUCACCUGCGCCUUCCGCUAUGGCCGCGAGGACCUGGACGUGCUGGGCUUGUCCUUCCGCAAAGACCUGUUCAUCGCCAACUACCAGGCCUUCCCCCCCGUACCCAACCCACCGCGGCCCCCCACCCGCCUGCAGGACCGGCUGUUGAGGAAGCUGGGCCGGCAUGCCCACCCCUUCUUCUUCACAAUCCCCCAGAAUCUGCCCUGCUCUGUCACCCUGCAGCCAGGCCCCGAGGACACGGGGAAGGCCUGUGGAGUAGACUUUGAGAUUCGAGCCUUCUGUGCCAAAUCACUAGAAGAGAAAAGCCACAAAAGGAACUCUGUGCGUCUGGUGAUCCGAAAGGUGCAAUUUGCCCCAGAGAAACCCGGCCCCCAGCCUUCAGCAGAAACCACACGCCACUUCCUCAUGUCCGACCGGUCCUUGCACCUUGAGGCUUCCCUGGACAAGGAGCUCUACUACCACGGGGAGCCCCUCAGUGUCAACGUCCACGUCACCAACAACUCCACCAAGACCAUCAAGAAGAUCAAAGUCUCUGUGAGACAGUAUGCGGACAUCUGCCUCUUCAGCACUGCCCAGUACAAGUGUCCCGUGGCUCAGAUCGAACAAGAUGAUCAGGUGUCCCCCAGCUCCACGUUCUGCAAGGUGUAUACCAUCACCCCGCUGCUCAGCGACAACCGGGAGAAGCGAGGUCUUGCCCUGGACGGGAAGCUCAAGCACGAGGACACCAACCUGGCUUCCAGCACCAUCGUGAAGGAGGGCGCCAACAAGGAGGUGCUGGGCAUCCUGGUGUCCUACAGGGUCAAAGUGAAGCUGGUGGUGUCUCGCGGCGGGUGA